Messenger RNA from Ceraceosorus bombacis, 2800 nucleotides. The record is from the annotation of a GenBank genome assembly. NCBI's taxonomy places the organism in Eukaryota, Fungi, Basidiomycota, Exobasidiomycetes, Ceraceosorales, Ceraceosoraceae.
AUGAGUCAGCAACAAGAUGGUCCUCGCUACACCCAGCAGCGUCAAAUGAUGGUAGGAUCUGCUGCUCCCCCUCAAGCUGGACCUUCCCGAUUCCAAUCACCCCAGUCCUCUCGCGUUGAACCUCCAAUGUCCUCACCAACACAAUCACGUAUGGUGCCUGAUGCUCUUCAACAGCGAGCUCAUGCACCAUCAUCCUCGUAUCAAGCACCAUCUCACGUGGUGCCCUUCCUGACUCUUCAGCUUCACUUGCCAUUCGAGCCAUUUCGAAGAGCAGGAGCUAGCAUCAACACGGAUUUGACGCUGCGGUUGUCCGCCCACUCCAACCUGUCGACGCUGAGGCAUACGCAUUACCCUAAGGUGGAAAGGAGGGGCACGGAUCUUUGGCUUUGGGCACUUGCGCUCAGCUUGAGCUUGCCCGGACACAUCAUCGCACCUCCGCCCAAUCCUCCUCUCUUGCUGCUCGACUCGACCCUCGCAAAUGCGUCGGCGAAUGGCGGAGGGGGAGUCACAUCGACAGGCAGCGUCUCAGCCUCUCACGCCGCUCAGUACGACUCUGCAGCCCAUUUGCACGCCAGGUCCCUCUCCUCUUGGUUCUCUAGGCUGCUGAGCAUCCCAUCGGUCCUGCGUCAUCCAGCGACACCUCACCUGAUAGAAUGCGACUUCACCUAUACUCCACCGCUACCCACCUCGGGCCCAGGUAGUACAGCUUCAGCUGCGCGUAAAUUGGAAGCGGCGCUCAACAGUCUGCGCAAUUCCGGAAACUUGGCCAUCGAUGUUGGAGGUGGGCUGGGCUUGCCAUCUGGCGCUAUCACCGCUUCGCUACCCUCCCACUCCAACGGCUUCAACCCCGGAAGGGACUCUGGUGGUGGUGGUGGAGGAUUGUGGAGCAGCUUGACUGGAAAUUCGAAACCUGUUAGCACUGCUAUCAGUGGCGCGGAUACUGACGAAGAGCUCGUCGCAGCCAGAGCAGAAGUGACCAGGCUAGAGAUUCAAUUUAGCACAGCUGCCAAGAAGGCUGAGCUGGUCGCUGACAAGACCAAUGGUGAGAGAUCUGCCGCCCGAGCAAUAGCACAGUCUGAUGACCAGAUCCAUCGCAAAGGCUCACGCUGGAGCGACAAAUGCAACUCUCAGCUUUGACCGCAGCGCAACAGGCCCUCGCCACUCGCCUAGAAAGCUUGGCGCUUCUUGAGUCCACGCGCUCGAUUCCGGAGAGACGAGGCUUGCCCCGCACGCUACAAGACACAGCCAACUCGCUCCGGGCUCUGGGAGAGCGCAAAGAUGACUUGGUGAGUCGACCCAGUCUUGCAUGGCCGUCCCCCACUUCAUCGCAAUUUUCUGACCAAGACGUGUUCCUCUUGCUGCUGCUACCCUCGCUUGCAGACGGCCCAGACUGCGCUGCACCUGGCACAUCCGUUGGCGUAUCAGUCACACACGGCAAGAGCAGCCAGGGAUGCGCUGCUGGUGCGACACUCGCUGGUAGACACGGCUCACGAAGCUGCAGGCUUGGCUCUUCUGAGGCGAAAAGAGGCCGAGCAAUUGCGGUCGAGAGCAGCAAGCGUAGGCUACGACCGGCUCGAGGCGAAGCUGGGCGAGCUCAACGAUGUGAGCACACAUGCGAUGCGAUUGGAGAAGACUGCGGAACACUGACGCGUAGCCGAUGAUUUAUUAGGCGAAGCAACAUGCAGCUCAUUUGGACUCUCAACUCAAGGCUCUGUCUGAGAGCUUACGCAAGUCUCUUGGAACGCAUGCCAAAGCAACGCACAAGGAUUUACACGAAGCGCUCUGGGUGCAUGCGAAAGGAGCCGCAGCUGCUAACAAGGCCGCGCUAAAUCAGCUGCAUGGGCUGCAAAGGUUGUUUGGACAAGACAGCGACGCGGAGGAUGGCACAUUGCAGAGCGAAGGUGCGAGGCGUGGAGAAAGUUUGGACGACCCGUCAACGUCGGCCUCGACCGCUACGUCUGGGAUGCCGUCCAACUUGUCGGAUGCAUCGACGAUGUCCAGAAGCGGCUCUACCACACCAGCCGCUGCCCGCAGCUUGCAGACGCAGCCCCGUGCAGCUCGAGCAUCUACAGAGCAGAAGGAGAGCUUGCACGGAGCGAAUGCGACGCAGUCGGACUCUUACCGUCACGAUGCAGAAAACACUUCCGGCGGCACUGAAACACUCGCAGGCAGCAAUCAAUCCUCAGAGGCUGCACUCUUACCGCCGGACGAUUCACGGGACCAAACAGUCGCGACGCCAAGCACUGCGUGGAAAGCUGCAAUCGACGCGACUCCUUCCAGUAGAAGCGCAAGCCCGACAACCGUCAAAUCAGCCCUGGGGACCUCGGCUGCUUUCCAGUCGACCCACGAUGCGAGCUCCCCUUCGCCAUUCUCUCGUAUUGAUUCGAUUCCUCCUGUGCUAGUUGGCACGACCGACACUGCACGAGCUCCAGGCCAUAUUGACAGAGCUGCGAGCGGGCAAAGAGGACAGGAGGCCGACACCCCUGCCGCGCUCGCACACGCUUCUGGUUUGCAUUCGCCGAGCGGACAAGAAGCUAGCCUCACGCCGCGCGCACUCAACCAAACAGAGGCUUACACGCCCAGCGCAAGUCCCUCCGGGUCCCGAGGAGCUACCUUUCACGCACAAAGCACCAGCCCUACGCAUUCCACUUUGCGCAAGGACGAGCGUUACGUGCACGACACUGUCGUGUCGCCGAGCGGUAAGCGAGGUAAAGAGGGGCAAGAGGCGGGUGGGACUUGGGGAAGAAAGAGCAGAAUCUCUGCUAGCGAUGCGGCCAGAAAUCUUGCGGGCAGAUUCUGA